Cooperia oncophora is the source of this 375-nucleotide messenger RNA. The record is from the annotation of a GenBank genome assembly. Lineage: Eukaryota; Metazoa; Nematoda; Chromadorea; Rhabditida; Trichostrongylidae.
AUGUUGUCGACAGGAUUCACCGAAAUCGGCGCACUUAAUUGGUACCUAGGUAUAUGUGUGUUACUGUCAUGGGUGGCUGUCUUUCUCUGCCUUUUUCAAGGCGUGAAAUCAAGUGGAAAGGUUGUUUAUGUUGUGGUAGUGUUGCCAUUCAUAAUAAUGAUAGUUCUACUUGCUCGAUUACUAACGCUUGAAGGAUCAUUUCCUGCUCUCAUACACUUUCUUCGUCCGAACUUGCAGGCACUGAAGAAUCUUACGGUGUGGGGCGAAGCAGCAGUGCACGCGUUUUAUUCAGUUGCUUGUUGUACAGGUGGCUUGUACACGACUUCAAGUUAUAACCGAUUUCACAAUAAUUUGUUCAAAGAUCUUUUGGCGUGA